Esox lucius (northern pike) is the source of this 6834-nucleotide messenger RNA. It is a transcript of the gene vav3a, whose product is annotated as guanine nucleotide exchange factor VAV3. Gene Ontology annotation, cellular component: cytoplasm; plasma membrane. Gene Ontology annotation, biological process: intracellular signal transduction; regulation of GTPase activity; cell migration. Gene Ontology annotation, molecular function: protein binding; guanyl-nucleotide exchange factor activity. The record is from RefSeq and is a predicted model, not a curated record. Bases 277 to 2892 code for a protein of 871 amino acids. The transcript has 28 exons. Lineage: Eukaryota; Metazoa; Chordata; Actinopteri; Esociformes; Esocidae.
ACCGACAGUGUUGCGUUACUGUCCGCUAUGGAAUGGUAGGCUACAGUCAUCAAUGGACAAUAGCAUUCACUAGCCUAACCUCUUCCCUUUUAUCUUUAUUUCUGCUAUGACUCGGAGGGAAGCGGAAUCAAAUUCGGCAUAGUUUCGCUUUAAUCGUUCGUUUGGUAGAUUGAACAUGGAGACAACGUUGUUUUAGCGCACUCUAUUGAUUAGACUCCAGUUGGUUUUCUAUUCCUCUCAUAAGAUUUGUUUGAUCGGAAACCUAUUGGACUCAUAAUGAUGGAAUAUUGGAGGCAGUGUGCAUUAUGGCUGAUCAACUGCAAGGUGCUUCCACCCAACCAUCGUGUGACAUGGGAGUCAGCUCAGGUAUUCGACCUGGCUCAGACCCUCCGAGAUGGAGUGCUUCUGUGUCAGCUUCUUAACAACCUCCGACCCCAGUCCAUCAACCUUAAAGAGAUCAACCUCAGACCACAGAUGUCUCAGUUCCUGUGCUUGAAGAACAUCCGGACAUUUCUCUCGGUGUGCGGUGACACGUUUGGCAUGAAGAAGAGUGAACUGUUUGAGGCCUUCGACUUGUUUGAUGUGCGGGACUUUGGAAAGGUUAUGGACACAUUGUCCAAACUGUCCCACACAACGAUUUCAGAACAGACUGGAAUAAAGCCUUUUCCUUCAGAGGAGAGUCUGGAAGAAGAUGAAGACAUCUAUAACCACCUGGAAGACCUGAUAGAUGAGAAUGGCGUGGAAGAUGAGGAGGAUCUCUAUGACUGCGUCUAUGAUGAUGAAGAUGGAGGAGAGAUCUAUGAAGAUCUGAUGAAGGCUGAGGCUGUCCCUCCCCCUCAGUUGUUACAGAAGCAGGUAGAGACGGACAUCAGGAGCUGCUGUCUGGCGGAGAUCAAACAGACUGAGGAGAAGUAUACAGAGACUCUAGACUCCAUAGAGAAGUAUUUUAUGGCACCUCUGACAUCGUUCCUGUCCUCCGAGGAGAUGGGGAAAGUGUUUGUCAACAUUCCGGACCUGGUGAAAGUUCACAAGAGUUUGAUGGUAGAGAUACAAGAAUCUGUCUGCCACCAAUGUGCCCAGAACCUCUAUCAGAUCUUUAUCAACUACAAAGAAAGAUUGCUAAUAUAUGGGAAAUACUGUAGCCAUGUAGAAACAGCUAUCGUGGCUUUAGAUGACAUCUGCAAAAACAGGGAAGACGUCCGAAUGAAGCUGGAGGAAUGUGCAAAGAGAGCCAACUACGGAAAGUUUACACUGAGAGAUCUGCUGGUGGUCCCUAUGCAACGGGUACUGAAGUAUCAUCUACUUCUACAGGAAUUAGUUAAACACACUCACGAUGCGGGUGACAAGAGCAAUUUGCGGCUGGCGCUGGAUGCCAUGAAGGACCUGGCACAGUAUGUCAAUGAAGUGAAGAGAGACAAUGAGACACUGAGAGACAUAGCCCAGUAUCAGAAAUCCAUCGAAAACCUUAAUCAGUCCCUUAGCAUUUAUGGUAGACCAAAAGGUGACGGAGAAGUACGAGUCACUUCAGUUGACAAACGUGCGAAACAGGACAGACACAUCUUCCUGUUUGAUGCUGCAGUGAUCAUCUGUAAGAGGAGAGGAGAUAACUACGAGAUGAAGGAGGUGAUCGACCUACACAACUUCAAGAUCACCAACAACCCCACGUCCGACAAGGACAACAGAAAGUGGACCCAUGGAUUCUACCUCACACACAACCAGGGACAGAGUGGGUUUGAGUUCUUCUUUAAGACCAAGGAGCUGAAGAAGAAGUGGCUGGAACAGUUCGGCAUGGCCAUAUCCAACAUCCGUCCAGAGAACGGUACUAGUAACUUUCACGAGUUCAAGAUGCACACCUUCGACAGGAUCACAUCCUGCAGCUCCUGCCACAUGCUGCUGAGGGGCAUCUUUAACCAGGGGUACAUGUGCUCCAAGUGUGGCUUUGGAGCCCAUAAGGAGUGUCUGGGGAGAUUCGGUGGCUGUGGGAAAACAGAUCCAGGCUCUUUUAGAACUCAGGACAAAUCCGUGCAUGUGCGGUGUCCAGAUCCAGGGUUACCUAAGAUGUUGGUGACCAGGAACUAUUUCGGGGUGCCCAAUCCUGUAUGCGGCCCGCCCCUCAACAUCCAGCAGGGCGACAUCAUCGAACUGGUCUGUGCUGAUCUCCACAGCUCCUGGUGGCAGGGCAAAAUCCUAACAACGAGAGAGGUUGGCUUCUUUCCUAGUGACGCAGUGAAGCCGUGCCCAUGUGUCCCCAAACCUGUCGACUACUCCACACAACCCUGGUUUGCUGGGCCCAUGGAGAGACUGCAGGCCGAGGCGGAGCUGAUUAACCGAGGGAACAGCACCUAUCUGGUCCGGCACCGGAGCCGCGAGUUCACAGAGUACGCCAUCAGCAUCAAGUACAACAACGACGUGAAGCACAUCAAGAUUCUAACCAGGGAGGGCUGCUUCCACAUCGCAGAGAACAAGAAGUUCAGGAGUAUAUUAGAGCUGAUUGAGUACUACAAACACCAUUCCCUGAGGGAAGGCUUCAGAAGUCUGGACACCACCCUGCAGUUCCCUUACAGAGAGCAGGAGAAUGCUACCCUGCUUCGCACUAACAGACCUGGAGGAAACACACCAUUGCCUUGCGGGCUGUCUUAUGUGUGUCCUGCCGGCUACAGCUUUGUUCCUCCCUCCUCCGCUCCUUUCUGGUCAGUGUUCACCCCUAAGGUGAUAGGGGUAGCGAUAGCCCGCUAUGACUUCAGCUCCAGAGACACCCGAGAGCUGUCUCUACAGGAGGGGGACGUGGUCAAGAUCUACACCAAGACAGGGGCAAAUGGCUGGUGGAGAGGAGAGGUCAGCGGCAGGGUCGGCUGGUUUCCGUCUACCUACGUCGAGGAAGGCGAGGAGUGAAACCUGGAAAAAGAAAACAAACAAGGAAAAUGGAAAGAAAGAAGGGAGGAAACGCUGAGGGAACGACAGAUAAAGCGAACUGAGACAACUUGGUUUUAGUACUGUACUGGACUCUAUGGUUGACACAACAGCUUGCUGCGAUGGACCCUCCUUCUCUUGCUGACUCACCCUCUUAUUGACUGUUGCCUCAGUGACGUCUCAUAAUUAUUCGGGAGAAAAGGGGUUCCUAUAUGGACUAUGGACACGUUCUCUCUGCUCUGCCACAUCAAAAGACUAGCAGCUUGGCUGGCAGCAGGGGGAGGAAAUUUGCCAGAACCUAGAUCCCGCCGUCGUCGUCCCCUGCCCUCCCCCUCGCCCCUCCCCACCUACCUGGGCCACAGCUACGGCAGGAUGAGGAGUUUGAGAGAAGAGACAGAAAGAGGAGGAAGUGAUCAGACACACCCCGGGCUUGCCCUGCCCUGCGGUGGCCGUGGCCUGCCUUGGUCUGUCCUGCCUCGGCCUGUGUCUGUCCAACUCACUCUCCUAGGUAGCGAGUGAAGAUAUGGGUGUGACACACACACACAAACACAGGCUUGGAAGCACCAAUCCCCCCGCUGAUUACCAUCACAACCACUGAACCUGGAACAAACACACACUAAAGAUGACAGAGAGGAAUGUUCGGGGGUCUCAUCACAACCCUGCCCCAGAAACGGAGCGCCGUUGGUUCCCCUCCCCCCUGCACCUCCUCCGCCCCUCUCCCUCCUGUCCAACGUUUCCUCCCAACAUGUUCGGUUUCCGUAGCUGUUUGUCUCCUCCUGUUCCUGUCUAUCUAGGUGUGUAGUAGGCUGGGUUGAGGAGCUGUCUCUCCGGAGACUGGCUGGGUUGUGAGCUUGUUAGUGUUACCAUAUGAUGGACGCCUGACUCCCCAACUCUCUCUGCUCUUUACACUCUCUCUCUUCCUUCUGACUGAAAACAACAUGGAAGACCACUGAAUUGCUGUUCUUCUAACUCUCUGUAAAGUAUCUCCCUGCCUCUGUAUCUUCAUCUCCUAUUUACAACCCCCCACCCCGAAAGGGGUUUUCCAGUAGAGGUUUCAAGCAGUGUCUUCCUGCUUACUUAAUCCUCUAAAGAGGGGGAUUUAGCUACAGUGAUGACAUUACACUGAAACACGCUUAAAAAACACUUCAGCAGGGCGGAUCAGGCAAUAUAAUAAUAUAAUAAUAAUAAUAAUAAUAAUAAUAAUGUUAUAGUCACCUUAGAUGAUAGAGGGUAAAUGCCAAGUCCCAGCUCUACCAAUAUCAAUGUUUUUCCCUAUGACUUUUUAGUCACUAUGUAAUGUCACCACAAUCUGUCAUAGUCUGAACCCCCUCAACAAUGACUGGCAGGUUUAUGCACUGUCUCAGUUUGUUAAUAAGAGCUCUGUGAGGUGGUGGUUAAAGUGGUGGAAUCUAAGAUGGGGUUUAACCACAGGAGGUGAGCAGCUGGCUAGACUGACAUGUGAACAUGUGACCACACAAACAGACAAACACAUACGCACACGCACACACACACACAUCUUUACAGCACAGCCAUACCCAUCUUCAGUUCAGCCAUUCAAUAUCCACAGAUACGCCAUUAUAUGUGACAUGAAAACAUUAGUAUGUGACGUAGAUAUUAUGUGAGUGAAGAACUAGGAUGCAAGGUCAUUCAUGCAGUGUCCAUAUCCCCUGUGUGGAUUCAUUUAGCGCCAAACUGAGGACGCCAAGUGAAACACGUAAAGGUCUACCUGAAUGUGUCUAGUAAGAAACACUUUAUUUUGUUUUCUGUUGUGAAUCCUUUUGGCCUGGUGUGCAAUAAUGAAUAGGCUGUUUUCCUGUUAUUUUUCUGUGUGUUGAUGCUGGUCAUUGUGGCACAAGAGGCGUGAAUUGAAGUGAAUCUGAUCUUUGGAAUGCUGGGAAUUUGCGUUGUUGUUAUCAUAUGUACGUAUGUCCCAAAGGAUGGCAGAGUAAUCUGUGAUACAGAAUCGGUGUGAUGAGAAACUCUAAGGCAGGGGUUCUGAACUCUGAGCUUCGGGACCUGGAGUAUUACCUGUUUUCUAUUCUACCUGGUAAAUCAAGGACCCAGGUCUAAAUCAGUCCUGGAUUAGUGGGCUAGAAUCAAAACCAACCGUACUCCAGCUCCAGAGGGCUAGAGAUAAGAACCACUGCUGUAAGGCAUAAAGUUGUAUCCCCUGUGUGUAUUUUUCCCACCGCUAUGCCAUUGUCGUGCAUUUCUCAAGUAAGGGCAGCUCAAAUGUCAUCCUAUUUUUAUAAUUUUAUUUGUGUUGAUGUGCAAGCCAUCUGGAUAAUGUCUUGAUUUGAGGAAAUGUGUAAAGAAAAAAAAAAGAAGAAAAGAUGUGUUUUCUUAGAUGUGUUUAUUUCUGAAUGAUAUGGUUGGAAUAUGUUGGUGUGUGUACAGGUAGCAUUGUCAAGUGCCACUCUCCUCCCAGUAUCGGUGCUACUCUGUUUAACCCGGAUUGGCUAAUGGUUACCACCAGAUGGCAGCAGCAUAAGUGCUACUUACCUUUGCCACUUUCUGCUUAGCCUCAGCUUCCUUCAACCAUGAUAUAUGGUCUCCUUCUUUAUCAAUGUUGGCCCGGGGAUGUUUAAAACACUUAGGGAGGUGCAUUUCAUCUGAUAACCCCUGCACUACAGACGGUACAGAAAGACCAGUUGAGGUUCCAGCGGUGUUUCUAUUGUCUUUUAGUUCUUAAGUCUUAAUUCAUAGCAUGGGAUCUAAUAAUAUAGUCACCUGCAGAGAAGUGGGAACAGUCUUUCUAAACAUGGGAUCUAUAAACUUCUUUCAAAGACGGGUUCUAGUAACCUUCUUCAGGGGAGAACUUUGAUAGUAAAGCAUUUGUACUGACUAGGCUUCUUCCUUCCAUGUGUGUAUUCACUACCCCUGCCAGAACAGAACACAGCCUGAAGGGUAUCAGUGAUCUGAUCUUUACACGAUCUUUCCUCACCUGGCAGACCCACUACAUCUGUCCAUCGCUACCUCUUACUUUCCCCUUCCUCCAUCUUUCUCUGUAUAGUCCACUAGACAUCCCCUCUCUCUCUCUCCUUUGUUUCUGUUUGUUUUUCUGUCUUCUGUCUGUCUCUUUCUCUCUUAGUCCGUAUGCUUUCUCUGUCUCUGUCACUCUCCUUCGUCCUUCUCUCUCCCUACAUUCUAUUUCCCUCUCCACUAUAUUCUUUUCUUAUGUUGGUGAAGUAUUCAUAUAAGGACAGGAGAUAUCCACUAUUAUAUUAUGAAAAGGAGGGAGAGAAGAGGGUGCUCAGUUCAUUCUGCUUCUCCAUACAAUACAGCCACACAGUUCACUUGAAUCUAUGAAAACAGAAAGAAUCCCACUGUCUGGGACCAGCCACUGAAGCUUGCUUCCAAAACAGAAGCCCAAGUCUUUGAUCAUCAGCAGAGCUGUCUUUACUGUGUCUCAGGCUGGAAUUCAUUCAAACCCUGCCAUGGAAGUAUUCAUACAGUGUCUUCAUUUACAAUAGUCACCGCAUGCCCACACACUUCUAAUUCCGAAAAGCAAACUCAGACCACUGAGAGGGAUUGCCCUGAUAGUAGUUGUAUUUUAUAUAGGACUGAAAGCCAGUCUGUGAAUAGUUUCUGGUUUUUACACAGGACCCAACAUCAGUAUGUGAGUUGAUUCCACGUGGAGGAGAUUUACUGUGUGAAUGUUGCACUAUUGGUUUGAUUGCAUAAAGCCCUUGGUUGUGGUGAUAGUGAACUGUCAAACUGUUGUCACAUCCUAUAUGAAGCCAAAGACGUAUACAAUACUGUACCUAUCUGUACUUGACAUUCUAGAGUGUAAACACCAUGGUAACCUUCCACUGUGGCCUGACCAAUCGCUAGCCAUGCAAUCUGAGUCACAUAGUAUUGUAUUAUACUGUAAAUAUGAAGAAAUCAUAAUAAAACCCACAUGUAUAUUGCAUUUUUAUAUCA